Messenger RNA from Cololabis saira (Pacific saury), 1392 nucleotides. RefSeq names its product growth arrest and DNA-damage-inducible, alpha, a (gene gadd45aa). Gene Ontology annotation, cellular component: nucleus; cytoplasm. The coding region runs from base 136 to 627 and encodes 163 amino acids. Lineage: Eukaryota; Metazoa; Chordata; Actinopteri; Beloniformes; Belonidae. The record is from RefSeq and is a predicted model, not a curated record. The transcript is spliced from 4 exons. Gene Ontology annotation, biological process: regulation of cell cycle.
AAGCUGCCAGAUCCAUCCCUCAGUUGCAGCUCUGUGCAGUAAAGAUAAAACCCCGGGGCACGUCCAGAACAUACCAGGAUAACUCGUCAUUUACACAACUUUUUUCUUUUUGCUCAAACGUGGAUUUUGGAUUUAAUGCACAACAUGACAUUUGAGGAACUAAGUGGGGAUUACUCUCAGGAAAGGAUGGAUUCCGUGGCCAAGGCAGUGGAGGAGCUGCUGACCUCGGCGCUGCCGCACGGCUGCAUCACCGUCGGCGUCUACGAGGCGGCCAAGUCCCUCAACGUAGACCCUGAUAACGUGGUUCUGUGCAUCCUGGCCACUGACGGGGAUGACGUGAAGGAUGUGGCCCUGCAGAUCCACUUCACGCUCAUCCAGGCUUUCUGCUGUGAGAAUGACAUCAACAUCCUGCGGGUCAACAACACCAGGCGCCUGGCAGAAAUACUAGGUGGAGGAGGCGGUGGAAAGCAGAGCGGGGGUGAACCUAUGGACCUACACUGUGUCCUUGUGUCUAGCCCACAUUCUACAUCAUGGAAGGACCCUGCAUUGAGCAAACUCAGCCGGUUCUGUAGAGAAAGUCGCUGUAUGGACCAGUGGGUGCCCAUCAUCAAUCUGCCUGAGCGAUGAACUCCUGGUCGCAGCAGCCUGUCCAGAAAGGAAUUUUAUCUGCACAGGAAGAAUGGUGUGAACCCAGAUGAACACAUUACCACCCAAAUUCUGAAGCACUGCUGACGGGAAAAUCAAUAAAAGCAAGAAGAAAACCCUGCUGUUAGCAUGGGACACAUUAAAAAGUUUAAAAGGCAAAAAAGCAGGGGGUUGGAAAUUCCACUUUGGAUGGGGCUGUCUGGAGCUGCAGCUGUCAGCCUCUGCAGGCGAGAUAAGAUGGCGAUCGGCUUGUAUUGCUACAAGUUGGAAAUUAGAAAAAAGAAGCAUGUUUGCUUUUCAAUGUGAAGCUCAGCCCUGCAGACGGAUUAUAUAUCGCGUUUGUUUGGUAAAGCCUCUGUGACGAGUCAGAAAAGUGGGGAGAAGCCAGAACACGGAGCUGUUGAGUGGACCAAGGCCUCGGCCUCUCUCUGCAGAAACAAAGCACUUGUUGAAGCACUGGACCUAUUGCAAUGUCACUUAUCUGAUUAAAAUUGUUCUUUUUUGACGUUGCUAUUAUAAUUUAAAAAGGGAAGGGCUGCACAUCCAGUGAAGAAAUUCUGUGUGUUUAGUGUUUCAUUUAACAGCUGUUUUUUUGCCACAAGUGAAAUAGUUUCUUUGUUACAAUUUAAGUUAUUUCUAAUUAUAUUUAAGUAUAUUUAUGUUAAUUUUUUUUUUACCUAUUUGCAAGAUUUGAAUAUAAGACACAUAUUUGUAAUGCUGUCAAUAAAAUAUUUUCUUGGAAAAAGA